CCUUUGAUACAUGUGGACGAAGUCUCCAGCGCUGUAAAGGGUUGCUGCUACGCUAUUCCAACCAACGGCGCCAGAGAGCAUGGUGAGGAGAGUUAACCACAGUCUUGCUCAUUAUACUUACUCCCAUGAUCAGGCUUGAGCCAAUGGAGAGCGACUGGCAUUACUAGAAUACUGAUAUCUCUGAGAGGUCUGGAUUCAGGCAGAGACGAACUGCGGGAAAGCGUUAGCACAGCAGCACUGGACCACCAUGUCGCCCAAGAAACUAGCUGCGGCGGAAUGCAUGUUGAUGAUGCUGACAUUGUUCACCUCAUUUCAUUCCACACUGAAUUUGGUCCAAGAUAGACCUCGCUGUGCAGCCAUUGGUCGCAUCAAGGCGACUUUUGUCGCUGAUCGGGGCGACGGAGUGCUGCGUUACGCCUCAUGGACGGGGUUCAACGCGACUUCUCGAAUCCGACUGGAAGCUGGAAGGAGCCUGUACGCACGGUUUGACUUCCCGGCCGAGUGCAAUAUCACCGUGACGGAAAUAACCGUUUCGUCCCCUGGAUCCUGCAACUAUAGUCUCUACGCACUGGAGGAUAACGAGAAUGGGUUUGAUCGCGUGUAUCCUGUUGUUCACACGCGAGAAAGAGUUACGGUCAGUGCGAAUGAUGUCAGCGGUGUUGCAGACGUGCACACAUUUGAUCUACUCCGCUUUUCACUGUCAUCGUUGCUGGCGUUUCAGCUAAACGUAGCUGUGAGCAGCACUUCCAACUACUCCUGCGAUAUCCCCGUCACUUACAGGGGAGAGCCGUACAUCUCCGUGCUUUCACAAGACAUCGACGAAUGCAGUAUGGCCCGCAAUCCUUGUUCAUCACCAAGCACAGCGUCUGUAGACCAUAUUGAGCAGUGUAGAAAUACUUACGGGUCGUUCACGUGCAACUGUUCCAAUGGAUACGCAAGCGGUGGAAAGACCUGCAUAGGAGAACCGGCUGAAGGCAGUCGCACAAGUGAUACAAUUGUAACGCCAUUUGUAACCCACAUAAUGCGUCAUAGCAAGGGCCAAACUGUCACAGAGCCAGCUAUCAGCAGAAACCCAAUGCCAACAUCUGAGACCCGAGUAGGCAGAGUAGGUACAUCUUCCAGGGUAACUGCAGUAACAUCCUCUACCCCACAACAUGAGAGCCACGCAGAGAGCAGCAGCAGCCGGACACCAGAGCUCAGCAAUACGCGUACACUGCACCAAACACCUGAGGAUAGCACGCCAAGUACUUCCUCCCACAGAACUGGAGAUGGCCAUGAUCACAUGCGCACUGAAGCAACGCCAAUACCAUCACAUGGCGGUACAAGCCUGGAGGAUGAAGGCCAGAGUUCAGUCUUGACAACUGCCAUCUCCAAAUCUACCUCCGGUGUAGGGUCCCAGGGUAAUCCCAGCAUCACGCGCACAUUACGUCAAACGACUGAGAUUCGCAAGCCAAGUAAUACUAUGAUCACAGCUUCCUCUAAUAGAAUCGGAGAUGGCCAUGCUAAAAUUCGCACCGACGCAACACCAAGACCACCACAUCCCAAUACAAGCCUGGAGGAUGAAGGCCAGACUUCGGUCGUGACAACCGCCGUCUUGAAAGCUGCCUCCAGCACCAGUGUAGGGUCUCAGGAGCCAUACAUACCAUCAUCCACUUUGGGAGAUACCGCUGUGGCUGGAAUUGCGAUUGGCACUGUGAUAGCCUUGGCGUUGAUUGGCCUUCUUAUCCUCCAGAUCAUGCGAAUGCGAAAGCCAUAUUCCAACUCCUCGCCUCUUCGAAACAGAUCAGCAGUGAGAACAGAUGGCCGCGGCAUUACAGUGCCAUCAGCACACGGAGCAAACACAGCAGCCCACCUGUCCUUCAUAAGUAUGAGCGCCUCAACAGCACGCCAGAGUAAUGUCUACACUGAGACCGAAAUGGAGCUGUCGCAUUUGAACCGAAGCCCAUCGCCUCGGUACUAUGAAGAGUGCUUAGCUGUAUCGUUGCCAUCACACUACGACGUGCCCAAGGCUGCCUGUGCUGUUGCGCAUUGCUCCGAUUCUAUUGUGGAUGUUCAGGCCAGAUACAGCCGUGUCAGUCAUUACGAUGUUCCCAAAGCUUCCCAGCAGCUGGAAUCUCCAGGAAGCACACUGCCGGGAAACACCUAUUCAGUUCCCAAGACUAUCUCUGACUCUUCGCUAUGUCCAGGUCCCAAUGAUGUGUAGAUAUUGCGCGACUAUCUCCGACACUGCGUUACAUUCAGGUGCUAAUGUUGUGUAGAUAUCACACGACAAUCUCCGACACUACGUUUUAUUCAGGUCCUAAUGUUGUGUAGAUAUCACACGACAAUCUCUGACACUACGUUAUAUUCAGGUGCUAAUGUUGUGUAUAUAUCACGAGAUUGCCUCUGUCACUACGUUACAUUCAGGUUCCAAUAUUGUGCAUAUACCAUACAACUAUUUUCGAUACUACGUAACGUUCGUUACAUUCAGGUCAAAAUAUCACAGGACACAUUCAGGACACUUUGUGAUAUCUAGGCUUUCAUGCUGUGUGGACAUGGCAGGUGGACAUCGCAGUUCCCUGGUUACUGUUCACCGCACAGUGUUUGCACUUUGUGCAUGUAUGUUGGCUCUUUGCUGUGAACAGUUGUUUCAUGCCGUUGUUCAUUAAUAGAUUGAGAUUCUGAGGCCAGGAGUCUUGCCCAGUGUAGAUUUCCGGGAGAAUAUUCUUUCGAAGUAGAUAUUUUCCUGCUCCUCCAAUAAACAUUGCAAUCCGUCAU
Sycon ciliatum is the source of this 2757-nucleotide messenger RNA. Its product is annotated as mucin-5B-like. The transcript has 5 exons. Gene Ontology annotation, molecular function: calcium ion binding. The record is from RefSeq and is a predicted model, not a curated record. The coding region runs from base 248 to 2203 and encodes 651 amino acids. NCBI's taxonomy places the organism in Eukaryota, Metazoa, Porifera, Calcarea, Leucosolenida, Sycettidae.